This is a messenger RNA of Penicillium olsonii, 1116 nucleotides long. NCBI's taxonomy places the organism in Eukaryota, Fungi, Ascomycota, Eurotiomycetes, Eurotiales, Aspergillaceae. The record is from the annotation of a GenBank genome assembly.
AUGUCGUUCUUCAUUGACAACCCUAAUGUGGGCAACACAAACCACCUGGAAGACUCACGCAUUCUCGGCUACAACCCUCUGACGCCUCCCAACCUCCUCCAACAUGAAAUCGCAUUGACUGAAAAGUCUCGGCAAACCGUCCUCCAAGGGCGUGCCGAAUCCGUCGAGGUCGUCCACGGCACAGACAAGAAGCAGCGCCUAAUGGUCGUCAUUGGACCAUGCUCAAUUCAUGACCCAGAAAUGGCUCUCGAAUACUGCGACCGUUUAAUGAAGAUGAAGGAGAAAUACGCCGACGACCUCCUCAUCGUAAUGCGCUCCUACCUCGAGAAGCCCCGCACAACCGUCGGCUGGAAGGGCCUCAUUAACGACCCCGACAUUGACAACUCCUUCAAAAUCAACAAGGGUCUGCGUGUCUCGCGCCAGCUCUUCAUCGACCUCACAAACAAGGGUAUGCCCAUUGCCUCCGAAAUGCUCGACACCAUCUCCCCACAGUUCCUCGCCGAUUGUCUAUCAGUCGGUGCGGUCGGUGCACGCACCACCGAAUCCCAAGUCCACCGCGAACUCUCAUCCGGUCUCUCUUUCCCUGUCGGAUUCAAGAAUGGCACAGACGGCUCCCUAGACGUGGCCGUCGAUGCUAUCGGCUCAGUAAAGCACCCUCAUCACUUCCUGUCCGUGACGAAACCUGGUGUUGUUUCGAUCGUCGGCACAGUUGGAAACCCAGACUGCUUCGUUAUUCUGCGCGGUGGUAAGAAGGGGCCAAACUACGAUGCUGCCAGUAUUGCCGAGGCUAAGGUUAAGCUUAGUGCGAAGGGCAUGCGUCCUCGUCUUAUGGUUGACUGUAGCCACGGCAACUCGGAGAAGAACCACAAGAACCAGCCUAAGGUUGCUACUGUUCUUGCGGAGCAGCUUGCUGCCGGCGAGGAUGCCAUUAUGGGUGUUAUGAUUGAGAGUAAUAUCAACGAGGGCAACCAGAAGGUCCCUGCAGAGGGCAAGGCCGGCCUCAAGUACGGUGUCAGUAUCACGGAUGCUUGCAUCCACUGGGAGGAUACCGAGGCUGUGCUGGAGACUCUUGCUCAGGGUGUUCGUGCGCGCCGCGAGAAACUCGGCUCAAAAUAA